Molecule: messenger RNA, 381 nt
Organism: Cylicostephanus goldi
Lineage: Eukaryota; Metazoa; Nematoda; Chromadorea; Rhabditida; Strongylidae
Source: the annotation of a GenBank genome assembly
AUGCCAGUCCAGAAGCUUGCAGACGCUUUUCAGUUGGCACAGUACGUCCAUCUUUACACUCUUGGUAUCAGCCGUCCGUUUGGUGCUUCUGCCUUCUUCACUUCAUGGAACAAGAAGGAAGGCGGUAAAUUGUACCUCGUGGAGCCAUCAGGUCUGUGCUAUGAAUACAAGGCAUGGGCAGUUGGAAAGCACAGGCAAGCAGCAAAGGCUGAGAUAGAGAAAUUAAAAUUGGAAGACUUUGAUAUGAAAGAUCUAGUCAAAGAAGCAGCUCGAAUAAUCAUUGCAAUUCGAGAUGAGAACAAGACGGUACCCCUCGAUGUCGUUGCUGCGGCCGAAGAAUGGGCACGUGCCAAACUUGAUGAGGAUGAUAUGGAUGAAUAG